AUGACGUGGAGAGCUAAUGUCUUGGACCAGCUCUUUACGACGGAGGAAAUCCGUUGUAUCAAGCCAAAUCGUCUCACACAGAUGGAUAGCUUCGUCUGGGCUUUUACCAAAUCAGGAACUUACUCGGUAAAGUCAGGUUAUGCUUUAGCAUCACAGCUAAAAGAAGAUCGUGAAUCUCCACAGAACGACACUGUGGCACAUAACGCCUCUGCCCUAGAUGCGAAACAGCACCAGAAACAAAUCGGAAACAUGGAGCUGGCACAAUUGGUAGAAAAAACCGUGAGUGAUAAUGUUAUCUCCAGUCCUGUUGUUCAAACAGACUCAAUAAUAACAGCAUCACAGUGUCAAACCGAUGCCUCUUGGAGUAGAGAGUGUAAUGUCUUCGGAGGUGGUUUCGUGCUUGAAACAGUAAACAACGAACGACUUUUUGGUGCCAUGGCGGAAUACCAAGUCUCCACACCACUCCAUGCCGAACUUGCAGCCCUGGUUUGGGCAAUGAAGAAAGCUCUGGAACUGGAUAUAACGUCACUAUCGUUUGAGACAGAUUGCCUGCAACUUGUGAGAAUCGUUGACAAUGAAGAAGAUUGGCCGUCAAUGACAUCGGAGUUAGAUGAAUUACAUACUAUUCGAUCUUCUUUUACUUUAUUCUCACUGUCGUUUAUUCCACGGUUACUAAAUGUACGUGCGGACCGUCUCUCAAAAGGAGCACGAGCACAAGGUUUUUGUUUUACUCAUGUAGAUCCUAUGAUCCCAAGCUGGUUGGUUCUCGAAACUAACUCGGCCGGAUAA
Microthlaspi erraticum is the source of this 789-nucleotide messenger RNA. The record is from the annotation of a GenBank genome assembly. Lineage: Eukaryota; Viridiplantae; Streptophyta; Magnoliopsida; Brassicales; Brassicaceae.